AUGCAUCUAACGGAGACUGAAUCUGAUGAUGAGGGGUUACAUCCUUGUAAGGUGCGUAGGACUGUGUUCAUGGCCAAGCUUUUUGGUGGUAUCGAGGGUAUUCUAGGUAGUAAGUUUUCUGUACCCGGGAAGAAAGAGGGUGGGGUGGUGCCUAGUUCUUCAAUGACACCGCCUUCGUCAUUUACUGGUUCACUCUCAGUUGAUCCUGAUUCUAUCUUCGUGCAUGAAGGUGCAUUGGACUCACCUGGAGGUCCUUUCCAGCCAGGGAAUCCUUCCCUUGUUAGCGAAACAGGAACUUCAUUUCACCCCAUAUCUUCCAAGUCCUAUGCCCCAGACUGGGCGAUUGGUAGGAAUUCCUUACUAUCGGAAGACAUUGCUACCCAGGAGUGGAGCUGUUGUACUCACCCCUCAUCCACAAUGAAUUUGCUUGCGAGCCACUCAAGCUCCCGUAUGGAUGGUGACCUUCGUUAUGUUGCGGCUCAGACUUCUACCCUUAUGGUUGCUGCCGUCGAUCGGGUUUGCCAUGCUGGCGCAAAUGAAAAACAAUCGAAAGCUUUGCAUGGUUUUGUGGCAAGCAUACGGGAGGAACUCCAUGAUUCAGAGGCUGAGCAUCGAGCCCUUUCUAAGCAUAAUUGUAUUAAGGCUUGCGAGAAGGCCGCUUUGGAAGAUCAUGUAGCCACUUUUGAGGACCGAUCAGAGCGACUUGAAAGCUAA
Lactuca saligna is the source of this 714-nucleotide messenger RNA. NCBI's taxonomy places the organism in Eukaryota, Viridiplantae, Streptophyta, Magnoliopsida, Asterales, Asteraceae. The record is from the annotation of a GenBank genome assembly.